UAUAGGUAUUACUAUGAUAUUGUAAUAAAACGACGUGCACAGUCUUUUUCCGACGGGGUGUCCCUAUAGAGUGAUAUUAACGACAAUAAUUCUCCGGUCCACACAGACGCAAUAAACUUACGAAAUGAUUUCCUCAACGUUCUACGUAUCAUUGCUGUUCGGUAUUGGGAUGUUGAUUUCAUGUAGCUUCGGGCGAUUUACGACGGAACAAAUCGAUCACUACGGAAAAGCGUGCAACGCCAGCGAAGAUGAUCUCGUCAUAGUCAAAUCCUACAAGGUGCCAACUUCGGACACUGGAAAGUGCCUGAUGAAAUGUAUGAUCAGCAAACUAGGACUGUUGAACGACGAUGGUUCGUACAACAAAACUGGCAUGGAAGCGGGAUUGAAGAAAUACUGGUCGGAAUGGUCUACGGAUACAAUUGAGAAUAUAAACAACAAGUGUUACGAAGAAGCAUUGCUUGUGUCAAAGGACGUAGUAGCGACAUGUAAUUAUGCGUAUGUAGUGAUGGCGUGCUUGAACAAGCAGUUGAAACUUGACAAAUUGACUUAAAACUCUUUGGCAUAUUGAAGCUGAAGAGAUGACCGAAAGAACUAAGACGCGCAUCAAACGUAUAUAUUAUUUUAUUCAUUUUAAAAUCAUACUAUUUCUACUAUUAUGAUUACUUUUACACUUAAACACUAUGUAUUAAACGAUAUAGUAUUUAGUUAAAUAUAAUAAACAUGUAUAAAUAUAUAUUUACAAUUAGUUUUUGGUUUGUCACACUUUAGGAUUUAAAUGAUAUUUUCCGGUUUCCUUGAUCCGACAGCGAUCACCUUGACAUAAUUAUGUAUCGUAUAAAAUUGUGAAAAACCAUCAGAAUAAUAAUUAUUAUUAUAUUAUAUUAACGUUAUAAUAAAAUACUAUAAUUUAAUUGGUUAAUGAUAA
Messenger RNA from Rhopalosiphum maidis (corn leaf aphid), 925 nucleotides. RefSeq lists its product as uncharacterized. Bases 125 to 550 code for a protein of 141 amino acids. The record is from RefSeq and is a predicted model, not a curated record. Gene Ontology annotation, molecular function: odorant binding. NCBI's taxonomy places the organism in Eukaryota, Metazoa, Arthropoda, Insecta, Hemiptera, Aphididae. The transcript is spliced from 7 exons.